Nerophis ophidion (straightnose pipefish) is the source of this 4632-nucleotide messenger RNA. Its product is annotated as zinc finger and SCAN domain-containing protein 21-like. The transcript has 2 exons. Lineage: Eukaryota; Metazoa; Chordata; Actinopteri; Syngnathiformes; Syngnathidae. Gene Ontology annotation, molecular function: DNA-binding transcription factor activity, RNA polymerase II-specific; RNA polymerase II cis-regulatory region sequence-specific DNA binding. Gene Ontology annotation, cellular component: nucleus. Bases 93 to 782 code for a protein of 229 amino acids. Gene Ontology annotation, biological process: regulation of transcription by RNA polymerase II. The record is from RefSeq and is a predicted model, not a curated record.
GCCGGAAGUGACGCUGCCCUCGCCCGGAAGUGGCACGUCUCAAGCGGCCGAGCGAUUCCUUAAUUAGCGUCAGACGGGACUCGAGGUGCAAAAUGUCCAAAGUGGACAUGCUGCGGCUGCUCAUCAACCAGCGCAUGGCCGAGGUGGCGGAGGAGAUCCUGGCCGUGUUCGGCAGCACCAUCGCCGGCCUGGAGCGGGAACUGUGCCGCUCCAGGCGGGAGAUCCAGCGGCAGCGGCGGCUUCUGCAAGUCUCCUUCAGCGCAGCGCCCAGCGAGCCGCAUGAUUGGACGGUGGAUCUGAACCUGGAAGACCACACCCCCCUGACCGUCAAAGAGGAGGAGCCCCAGCAGGAAGACACUCCUCCUGGUUCUGAGCCCGAAGUCUCCGUAUUCCUGAGUGGCGACCUGGAGGCUUGGCCCGACGACGUCCUCCACAGCGCAGAGGACUUCGACCCAGACCCCCAGCCGGGGACGUCCACGCAGACGGACCGCGCACGCGCCGGACCACGCAGGAGGCGAAAACCCCGCUCCAAGCCCAUGCGGAACCACGGCGGAAAGGACAAAGCGGACAAGUCGUACACGUGCGGCAUCUGCGGCAAGAGACUGACCCGCUUCGACGGCUACCAGAAACACCUGCGCGUGCACACCGGCGAAAAACCGUACGGCUGCGACGACUGCGGCCGGCGCUUCAGCGACUACUCCAACUACAGGCGUCACAGGCGAAAACACGAGAGUCAGACGCCACAAAAUGCCGUCCUCACACACGGGCGCCACAACAAGUGACCACCAGAUGGGGGUGGUUCCUCACCCUGCUACCUCAGGCCUCAGGGACCACACCCGGUCCAGAAGCCAGGAACCCCAAAUCUGCCCCGCACCCGUCUGGAUGCCUGGAACCCCAAAUCUGCCCCGCACCCGGUCCGGAAGCCAGGAACCCCAAUUCUGCCCCGCACCCGUCUGGAUGCCUGGAACCCCAAUUCUGCCCCGCACCCGUCUGGAUGCCUGGAACCCCAAAUCCGCCCCGCACCCGGUCCGGAAGCCAGGAACCCCAAUUCUGCCCCGCACCCGUCUGGAUGCCUGGAACCUCAAAUCUGCCCCGCACCCGGUCCGGAAGCCUGGAACCCCAAUUCCGCCCCGCACCUGUCUGGAUGCCUGGAACCCCAAUUCUGCCCCGCACACGUCUGGAUGCCUGGAACCUCAAAUCUGCCCCGCACCCGGUCUGGAAGCCUGGAACCCCAAUUCUGCCCCGCACCCUGUCCGGAUGCCUGGAACCCCAAUUCUGCCCCGCACCUGUCUGGAUGCCUGGAACCUUAAAUCUGCCCCGCACCCGGUCUGGAAGCCUGGAACCCCAAUUCUGCCCGGCACCCGUCUGGAUGCCUGGAACCUCAAAUCUGCCCCGCACCCGGUCCGGAUGCCAGGAACCCCAAAUCUGCCUGCACACCAAAAUACUCCGGCGUGUGCAACCUUCCCGCAAUUUGCGGUGGAACCCCGCCUCGCGCCACGCCCCCACUUGACCUUAUAAGGUAACGUCGCUCAGGAACCGCUCUCGGAAUCAUGGUGUGCUCGGACUGCACGAUCCGGAGACAAAACUUAGCUACCACUUUUGGGGGUUUUGUUAGUUUUUUUACGUAGUAGUCAAGUAGUCGCCACCCGGUGGACAACAAAAGUAACUCAGUUUGAAGUGUGUUUACCUGAAAAUGUGUGCACAUCAUUUACCUAUAUGACCAAAUCCAAACAACCUUCCCUAGUCAUGGCGCAGAAAAAAAAAAUCUACUGAUCUGCUCACACAUAACACAACCUGCCCACUGAACUUUGUGGAUUAUAAAAAACGUAAGAACACGAGUAACUCAGUUGGAAGUAUGUUUUUUUGAAAAUGUGUGCACGUCAUUUACCUAUAUGACCCAAUCCAAACAACCUUUCUAGUCAUGGCGCAGAGGAAAAUCCACUAAUCUGGUCAAACAACCUGCUAACUGAAUUUUUUGGAUUAUAAAAAACGUAAGAACACGAGUAACUCAGUUUGAAGUACAUUUUCUUGAAUAUGUGUGCAGAGCAUUUACCUAUACGACCCAAUCCAAACAACCUUCCCUAGUCAUGGUGCAGUGGGGGGAAAAUAACUAAUCUGGUCAGACAACCUCCCCACUGAACUUUGUGGAUUAUAAAUAACGUAACAACACGAGUAACUCAGUUCGAAGUAUGUUUUCCUUGAAAAUGUGUGCACAGCAUUUACUUAUAUGACCCAAUCCAAACAACCUUCCCUAGUCAUGGUGCAGGGGGAAAAAUUCACUAAUCUGGUCACACAACCUGCCCACUGAACUUUGUGGAUUACAAAAUUGUAACAAAGUGAGUAUCUCAGUUGGAAGUAUGUUUUCCUUGAAAAUGUGUGCACAGCAUUUACUUAUAUGACCCAAUCCAAACAACCUUCCCUAGUCAUGGUGCAGGGGGAAAAAUAAACUAAUCUGGUCACACAACCUGCCCACUGAACUUUGUGGAUUACAAAAUUGUAACAAAGUGAGUAUCUCAGUUGGAAGUAUGUUUUCCUUGAAAAUGUGUGCACAGCAUUUACUUAUAUGACCCAAUCCAAACAACCUUCCCUAGUCAUGGUGCAGGGGGAAAAAUAAACUAAUCUGGUCACACAACCUCCCCACUGAAUUUUGUGGAUUAUAAAUAAGGUAACAACACGAGUAACUCAGUUUGAAGUAUGUUUUCUUGAACAUGUGUGCACAGCAUUCACCUAUAUGACCCAAUCCAAACAACCUUCCCUAGUCAUGGCACAGAGGGAAAAAAAAUCCACUAAUCUGGUCAAACAACCUGCUAACUGAAUUUUUUGGAUUAUAAAAAACGUAAGAACACGAGUAACUCAGUUUGAAGUACAUUUUCUUGAAUAUGUGUGCAGAGCAUUUACCUAUACGACCCAAUCCAAACAACCUUCCCUAGUCAUGGUGCAGUGGGGGGAAAAUAACUAAUCUGGUCAGACAACCUCCCCACUGAACUUUGUGGAUUAUAAAUAACGUAACAACACGAGUAACUCAGUUCGAAGUAUGUUUUCCUUGAAAAUGUGUGCACAGCAUUUACUUAUAUGACCCAAUCCAAACAACCUUCCCUAGUCAUGGUGCAGGGGGAAAAAUUCACUAAUCUGGUCACACAACCUGCCCACUGAACUUUGUGGAUUACAAAAUUGUAACAAAGUGAGUAUCUCAGUUGGAAGUAUGUUUUCCUUGAAAAUGUGUGCACAGCAUUUACUUAUAUGACCCAAUCCAAACAACCUUCCCUAGUCAUGGUGCAGGGGGAAAAAUAAACUAAUCUGGUCACACAACCUGCCCACUGAACUUUGUGGAUUACAAAAUUGUAACAAAGUGAGUAUCUCAGUUGGAAGUAUGUUUUCCUUGAAAAUGUGUGCACAGCAUUUACUUAUAUGACCCAAUCCAAACAACCUUCCCUAGUCAUGGUGCAGGGGGAAAAAUAAACUAAUCUGGUCACACAACCUCCCCACUGAAUUUUGUGGAUUAUAAAUAAGGUAACAACACGAGUAACUCAGUUUGAAGUAUGUUUUCUUGAACAUGUGUGCACAGCAUUCACCUAUAUGACCCAAUCCAAACAACCUUCCCUAGUCAUGGCACAGAGGGAAAAAAAAUCUACUAAUCUGGUCACACAACCUGCUCACUGAACUUUGUUAAUUAUUAAAAAAAACGAACAUGAGUAACUCAGUUUGAAGUAUUUUUUCUUGAAAAUGUGUGCACAGCAUUCACCUAUAUGACCCAAUCCAAACAACCUUCCCUAGUCAUGGCACAGGGGAAAAAAAAAUCUACUAAUCUGGUCACACAACCUGCCCACUGAACUUUGUUAAUUAUUAAAAAAAACGAACAUGAGUAACUCAGUUUGAAGUAUUUUUUCUUGAAAAUGUGUGCACAGCAUUUACCUAUUUGACCCAAUCCAAACAACCUUCCCUAUCAUGGUGCAGUGGGGGGAAAAAUAACUUGGUCACACAUAACACAACUUGCCCACUGAACUUUGUAGAUUAUAAAAAAUGUAACAAAGUGAGUAUCUCAGUUUGAAGUAUGUUUUCUUGAAAAUGCGUGCACAGCAUUAACUUAUAUGACCCAAUCCAAACAACCUUCCCUAGUCAUGGUGCAGUGGGGGGGAAAAAUAACUAAUCUGGUCACACAACCUGCCCACUGAACUUUGUGUAUUACAAAAAUGUAACAAAGUGAGUAUCUCAGUCAGAAGUAUGUUUUCCUUGAAAAUGUGUGCACAGCAUUUACUUAUAUGACCCAAUCCAAACAACCUUCCCUAGUCAUGGUGCAGGGGGAAAAAUUCACUAAUCUGGUCACACAACCUGCCCACUGAACUUGGUGUAUUACAAAAAUGUAACAAAGUGAGUAUCUCAGUUGGAAGUAUGUUUUCUUGAAAAUGUGUGCACAGCAUUCACUUAUAUGACCCAAUCCAAACAACCUUCCCUAGUCAUGGUGCAGGGGGAAACAAAUGUACUUAUUUGGUCACACAACCUGCCCACUGAACUUUGUGGAUGAGAAAAAAAUCAUCUCUUGCGCAGCUAGUGGCUCCAUGACUUCUGUUUUGUUUGAUCAGCCGUUUUACUGCCCUGUUGGUAAAUAAGAAUAAAGUUUUGUUUGUAAGUUUG